ACAUGUGUGCAACCGAUCUACGAAUCCAUUGUACCUCACCGACAUGUAGAGUAUUUGCGCCCACUCUAGCAUGACAAACGAUACUCAGUGAAUGUGGGGCCUUUAAAAGCCCCAUUCAUCGAUUCACGUCUUUCAAACACAAUACCCUCCUUCUAUGAAUGUGCCGUGUACUUGUACUUGUGUACUGUUCUAAGUUACACAAUAAACACGGUUCACUGCCGGUUCAUAAUAUCAUUCACAUACUUUUUUACUACUGGGGGCAAACAAACUAAGACACCAAUUUCACCCAUUUGGCGAUAUUCAUCACACCUGUUGCUUAGAUAUAGCUGACCGCAUGUCUUGACUUGAAAAGCAAGCACGUGCACCGCUCGUGAUUUGUCCAGUUGAACUUGGCGAGUUGAACUUGACACAUUUCUUUUCAUAACCGGACGAGAAGUCAAGAUGCAAAGACAAUGAUUGGAUGCUCACAGUUCUGCGCCGUGCGUGAAACUCCCUGAAGUGACGGAAACUGCUUCAUACCUGGGGUUUUGACCACCAUCCGCUGACAUACUCAUCCCCUCAUCUCUCUCACAUUCCGUGGUUGUCAACGUCUCCAACAUGCACGUGGAGGAGAUUAUUGAGGAGAUCUGGACAUUUGGACGCUUCCAGAAGAUCAUGCUGGUGACCGUUCUGGGGCCACGUGGUCUCCUAGGCUGGAGCAUGUUGGUGAUGUCCUUCACUGGAACGAUACCAGAUUGGUGGUGCCUGCCCGGCUCUGAGGGGGGUAACCAUUCCAAACAUGGCAAUGUCAGCUUCGACAACACAACGUUUCACAAGUGCUACACCGACGGCAAUGACACGUGCAGGCGCGUGUACAGCGACACCUACAACACGAUUGUUAACGAGUGGGAUCUGGUCUGCAGCCGGAAGUGGAUUACGCCGAUCAUCACGUCUAUACAGAUGGGCGGCGUUCUUUUUGGGGCGCUCGCUGGGGGGCAGUCGGCGGAGAUGUUCGGCCGCCGGAAGUCCCACUUCAUCUUCAUGCUCAUCCACGCCAUCACUAACGUCAUCGCCGGCUUUUCCGUGUCAUGGCAGAUGUUUGCAAUACUCCGGUUCCUCCUGGGAAUCUCAGUCGGUGCUCUACUUGUGGUCAGCUUCACCUAUUAUAUGGAGUUCAUCGGGAAGAAGUGGCGCUCACUGUGUUCCGGGAUGCCGUUCUGGUCAAUGGGCGUGUGCCUGUUCGCCCUGACCGCGUGGCUGACCCCCGAUUGGUCCAAUCUUCACAUCAUCUGCGGCGUCAUCCACAUCCCCUUCUUGUGUGGCUGGUUCUACAUCCCCGAGAGUAUCCGCUGGCUCGCCGUCAAGAACCGUUUGGAGGAGGCUGAAGCGGUGGUCCUCAAAGUGUGCCAAUUCAACAAUCGCCCUAAGCCAGAACACACCCUGGGCAUCCUGAAACUCGUUGCAGAUGAGGAGAGGAGACUUGCCCUAGACAAGAAAUAUACCUACAUCGACAUCUAUAGAGGCUGGAAGAUGUGCAGGAUGUCGCUCCUUGUUCAGUUUCAGUGGGCGUGCUUGGCGUUGGUGUACUACGGUAUUCUGUUCGGCGUGGACUCUCUCUCCGGCAACCUCUGUCUCAACAUCUUUCUCAUGGGCGUCGUGGAUAUACCUGCCGACAUCGCGACGCUCUACCUCAAUAACAGGUUCGGCCGGAAGUUUACAUGUUUGGGCUAUUUGGUGUUAGGAGUCAUCGGCGCCCUUAGCGUCAUAAUAGCGUCCAUUCAUGCACCACCGGACACCCGAGGUGUAAUCAUCACCACCCUGGCUCUGGUGGCUAAGGUCGGGGUAGGUUCCGGGUGGACGGCAUUUCAGGUUCUCACCAGCGAAUCCUACCCCACCGUUAUCAGGAAUCUGGGUUAUGGCGCAGCUGGAAUGUUAUCCCGUAUUGGCGCCAUCAUCGCACCAUUCAUCUUUACGCUGGGCGGAGACAGCAUCCUCAUGCCCUUCAUCGUGGUGAGCGUCACCAUGGCCGUCUGCAUUGUAGUCACGUCCCUGCUCGCCGAGACCAAAGACUCUCCCCUUGAAGACACCAUCGCAUCCAACCCCGCCAAGAACAAACUCAUGGACCAAGAAGAACUGGAAAAACUCUGAUUAUCUUAUCAGACUCGUGUGGGCGGAAGAAACCUUGCUUAGAUGAUUGUUUGCACAAAGGACAGUUGUCUGUGUUUGAUCUGUGAAACCAAAGAUUAUUAUUUUAAUCUGCGUGCACGUGACAGACAUAGGGUGAGUCCGUAAUAACUUUACAAUCGAAGGGACAGGUCCAUAUAGAACACGAAGAAGCGAGCACACUGUAAUAACUUGACUACCUGAGGAUCGAAUACUCUAACAAAUUGCAAGUUGUGAAGAAAGAUAGACUUGCAAACAUAGGACCUUUUUCUUUGUGAGGAAUUAAUAAUCUGAGAACUAUGUAAGGACACAAAUGAUCGAUUACUCUGAAAGGACUUGACAAACAAAGAACGAUUACUCUGUAAGGACUUGACAAACUAAGAACGAGUACUCUGUAAGGACUUGACAAACUAAGAACGAUUACUCUGUAAGGACUUGAGAAACUAAGAACAAGUACUCUGUAAGGAAUUGACAAACUAAGAACGAUUACUCUGUAAGGACUUGAGAAACUAAGAACGAGUACUCUGUAAGGAAUUGACAAACUAAGAACGAUUACUCUGUAAGGAAUUGACAAACUAAGAACGAUUACUCUGUUAGGACUUGAGAAACUGAAAACGAGUACUCUGCAAGGACCUGAGAAACUAAGAACGAUUACUCUGUAAGGACUUGUCAAACUAAGAACGAGUACUCUGUAAGGCCUUUAGAAACUAAGUACUCUGUAAGGCGAAAUCGUGUAAAAAACAUGACGUAAUUAAAGAGCUUUUACUCGGAAUUGGAUGGAUGAACGAAGAUAUCUUUGUUAUAAAAUGUUCCAACAGAGGUUAACCCAGUGAAAAACAUUGUGUGAACGCCACGUGAACACCUCGUUAAACACUCCCCAGCAUUUGUGAACACCCCGUCUCUACUGAAUCUUGCAAGGUUUCAAAGGCGAACUUUCCGACCAAACUGAUGCUGAUAAACUUAUCAUACUCAAUAUUUUUAUGCAAGCGGAAGGAACAUUGAUUGAUCGUACGUUUUGUCCAACUGAUGAAUUCUGAUCUUACUGCAUUUAGGCCAUCUCAACUCAGCGUGUUUUGGGGCUGGUCAUUUAUUGUAGGGUGUGGCUAGGGGUGUGGCUAGGGUAUUGGUGGGGGUGGGGGUAGGGGUGAGAUCGGUUUUAGGUCAGUAUCAUAUUUUGCCGAGUACGCCCCCCCCCAUUUUUCGAUUUUACGUAAUAUUUAUCCACCACCCCCUCUUCCCUAUACUAAGUGACCGGUCCCUAAAUAUUGUUCACAUGUAUGACUGUUUUAUUUGUGAAGAAAGAACUGUCAUUUUCAUCACACCCCCCCCCCCCCCCCAAUCCGCUUUAUAUAGUUGUGAUAAGUUAUUUCUGACCUCCCCUGUCACUUUUAUGACACUCUUGCUAUUUACAGCUUUCUCUAUUUUCUACCCUGUCAUGGCCGUAUUUCCUGCCAUUUAUUCACCACUGCUGGCUAUGCCUCUUGCUUACGAAUGCGUUGGGAAGAGGUGGAGUGACAGGUGGGGUGGUAGAUGGAGUGACAGUACUGUAUCAGGAUAAAUAGGUCGAGGCGAAGUCCAUUGUUUCUCUUCCUGUGGCCUCUACCUGUCUUGAAGCACAGAUUGUAUAUUACGUCAUUCGUCACUUGUCACUUGUCACUUCCCACAAGCCCAGUCAUGUGAGCAAAUCUUGUACAUGUAGCUUCAGCAGCAUUGUCUGUAUGGAGGGAGGACAUUCUCUUCUUAUGUACAAGGGGCGGUCGGGUAGCCUAGUGGUUAAAGCGUUCGCUCAUCACGCCGCAGACCCGGGUUCGAUUCCCGACAUGGGUACAAUGUGUGAAGCCCAUUUCUGGUGUCCCCCGCCGUGAUAUUGCUGGAAUAUUGCUAAAAGCGGCGUAAAAUCAAAUUCACUCACUCACUCUUAUGUACAACACUGACCAAAAUGACGAGCUCUGAUUGGAUCCGAACAUUCAGCUGUUUACAAGUAGAUUGCUAUCCUGGGGCCCGUUCACAAAGCGAUCUUAGCGCUACGGCCAUCGUAAGGCUAUGUUAAAGUAUGGGAGUUAAGAUCACCUUAGCACUACGAUCGCUUUGUGGAACGGGGCCCUGGUUCGUCAAGAUGAACACAAGUUCAUCUCAAUCCCGACCAUCUCUUGUGUUACCUUGAGGUUCCCAUACUUGUCGUUGAUAAAGUACAACCAAUAAUGUCCUGACAUACUUGCUGUACGAUUCACACUAUACUCAUCGACAAAAGAAACGCGAAUACCAUGUUGGUUAAGAUAUGAAGAACUGGGAUGUUGCGUGAAUCGACGCGCAUGGACGCAUUACAUGUGACGUUAUAGAUCCUUGACUCGAGAUGCACCAUUUGUCUCGUGCAGGAUUAACGUGUAAACGUUUGGAAAUCACGUGCAGCAUAUCGUGAUAAGAAUAAAGACACUCUGUAGUAACACGUGACUGAUUGUUAGUAUUUUCAUAAAUUGGUGCACAUUGGAAACAUCUCUUCUUCACGUACAUACUUCUCUAUAAGUUUCUGUGGUUCGCGUUUCUUUUGACGCUGAGUAUAUAUGUCAUUUCACCACGUGAAGUCCAAUUUGCCAUAUUUUUCUCCAUAAAGGAAGCUUUUUAUUCAGCAGACAUCCAUGACAUUCAGACAUUCGUGACAACUCGAUCUCCUUGAAUACAUAAAUUUAAGAGCACCCUUAAAGGGGACACGUAUAUUAAAAAUAUCAAGUUUUA
Molecule: messenger RNA, 4875 nt
Organism: Haliotis rufescens (red abalone)
Lineage: Eukaryota; Metazoa; Mollusca; Gastropoda; Lepetellida; Haliotidae
Product: organic cation transporter protein-like
Exons: 10
Coding region: 598-2127 (509 amino acids)
Biological process (GO): transmembrane transport
Cellular component (GO): membrane
Molecular function (GO): transmembrane transporter activity
Source: RefSeq, a predicted model, not a curated record